AUGGAAGAAGGAAUUUCGGAAAAGACCGCUUUCACUAAAGAACGCGUUACACUCAAACCAAUAAUACGGAAUUACAUCUUUACAAGCGGAAAAACUAUGCCAGAAAAAUUACUCUCACCAAAAAAAGAAGUCACUUUCAUCAAGAAAGAACAACAAUCACAUUUACGAGGGAAAACUACCGGAAAGGCAUGUCAAAACAAAAACAUUCUCAUUAAAGAAAAGAAAAAUCAUAUUGGAAUGAACUACCAAAGCAAUAUAACAAUUAAACAUCGUGAUGGCUACAUUCUCAAGCGGGAAAACCAAGUUAUUCUCAUUGACGAAAAAGAAAUUACCUUACCAAGAAGGAGCGAAGUACUCGAAUACUUUAUUAUUUUUACAAAUGGAGAAAGUCAAUUUAAAGCAAAUAAUUCUCACCAAGGAAAAAGGAAACUACAUUGGAAUGAACAUUACCCUCGCCAAGAAGGAAUGGACGUUAGAAUAAUCAUAUCGAAAUGA
Messenger RNA from Acaulospora morrowiae, 495 nucleotides. The record is from the annotation of a GenBank genome assembly. NCBI's taxonomy places the organism in Eukaryota, Fungi, Glomeromycota, Glomeromycetes, Diversisporales, Acaulosporaceae.